This is a messenger RNA of Rosa rugosa (rugosa rose), 1637 nucleotides long. RefSeq names its product ubiquitin C-terminal hydrolase 12-like. The record is from RefSeq and is a predicted model, not a curated record. Bases 214 to 1182 code for a protein of 322 amino acids. The transcript is spliced from 9 exons. NCBI's taxonomy places the organism in Eukaryota, Viridiplantae, Streptophyta, Magnoliopsida, Rosales, Rosaceae.
CGGGAACAAGAAAACUCUCAUCAAGAUUUUACAAAAGAAUCCUCUGAUGGUGACAACAGAAACUCCUUUUACCAUCAUUGUAGUGAAGAGGAGCGACUUCGGCGUGGAGAAAGGAACAAUGAAUUCCAGUAGCGUGGUUCCGACUUCAAAGUAAACGUCCCAGAAUUUGGUGAUAAAUUGAAUGCUGAAGAGUUCAUCGGUUGGCUCUCAACGAUGGAAGUUUUUGAUUACAAAGAUAUUGCUGAGGAUGAACAGGUGAAGCUAGUGGCCAUAAAGCUAACCAAGCAUGCUUCAAACUGGUGGGAGCACUUGAAGAAGCAAAGGGUUCGCGAAGGCAAAAGUAAAAUCCGAACCUGGACCAAGAUGAAGAAAGAGAUGAAGAAGAAAUUUCUGCCCCAAAACUAUCUAGUAGAUUCUUUCCUCGAAUUUCACGAGUAUAAACAGAGGAAUCUGUCCGUGGAAGUUGCAUUUCAUCAUGCUACAAAAGAUGAGGUCUUGGACAUCCCCCUGCCAGAAUUACAAGGCCUAAGAAAUCUGAAAGUUGCAUUUCAUCAUGCUACAAAAUAUGAGGUGGUGAUUCACAAUAUAAGAUUGCCCAAGCAGAGCACUGUCGGGGAUGUGAUUAAUGUACUCAAAACGAAGGUAGAGCUCUCUCAACCAAAUGGAGAACUCCGACUUGUUGAGAUUUUCUAUCACAAGAUCUACAAGAUCUUCCCACAGAGUGAAAAAAUUGAGAAUAUAAAUGACCGGUACUGGACAUUGCGUGCAGAGGAGAUUCCAGAAGAAGAGAAAAACUUGGGUCUUCAUGACCGCUUGAUUCAUGUUUACCACUUUACAAAAGAGACUGCACAGAACCAGAUGCAGGUACAGAAUUUUGGGGAACCUUUCUUCUUGGUUAUUCAUGAAGGUGAAACUUUAGCUGAGGUGAAAGCACGCAUACAAAAGAAAUUGCAGGUCCCUGAUGAGGAGUUCGCAAAGUGGAAGUUUGCACUCUUGUCAUUGGGUCGUCCCGAGUACCUGCAGGACUCCGAUGUAGUUUCCAGUCGUAUUCAGACAAGUGAUGUUUAUGGUGCUUGGGAGCAGUACCUGGGGUUGGAGCAUGCUGAUACUGCUCCUAAGAGAUCAUAUGCAGUAAAUCAGAACCGUCACACAUAUGAGAAGCCAGUUAAAAUAUACAACUAAGAAAGCUGUUGAUCCUCAACCCUUGCAUCAGUUUGAACUAAGCAUCCUCUGCUGCAACAGAGGCAGUUUGGAAAUAACCAGGAUGAGAGCUGAGUGGUACAGCUAAAGAAACAAUGUAGCUCACAUAGAGGUGACUUUGUAGGACUUUUCAUUAUUGUUUUGUGGGCCCAAAUAUUUGUUCAUGUGGGUGGGGAAAGGGAGGUAUAAUCCCCUAGGAUGUGUAGUAUUGCUGGUACUCCCUGCCUGAGUUCUGCUGUCUGUUAUUUUCCUUUAUUUAUUUCUCCGUGGUGAAGGCACCUUCUUUCUUUCAGAGGGUGAUUGCUUUCCAUAUACAGCUCCAUAGAAAUUUAGCAGUACAUAAGGGGAUUUUUUAGGGCAUGUAUAUUGCGGGUACAGUCAGCUGCAUUUUGGAUUGCUUCUUUAUAAUAUUUCUUUCUGUACCUCCGUUACUUUUA